AUUCCUGCACCACCUUCCAUUAUUCAUUCACACUUCACAACCUUUUUUCUCUUUCCUUUUUUCCUUUCAAAACCUUCACAACCAUCUCCAUCUCCAUCACCAUCUUCACCAUGUCCAAAGAGAAGAGCGUGGUGAUGGGCAUUGUAUGGAGCUUAGUCGACGUCAAGCUCCUUAUCACCACCAUCCUCAUCCUCUGCUCCAUUGCCACAUUCCUCCAGCUCCUCCCUUCUACCUCUUCCUUCCUCUCUUGCCUCUCCUCUCAACCCCCUCAACCUCUCAACUUCACCAUUCCCAAACCCCCACAAGAAACACUAACCUCAAGCUCCGGCGUUCUCAAGCGCUCCUUCAACCCCAUCGGCUCCGCCGCCUAUCUCUUCAUCCAAAUGGGCGCUUACCGCGGCGGCGCCAACUCCUUCGCCGUCGUCGGCCUUGGCUCCAAACCCCUCCACGUCUUCUCCAAACCAACCUUCACUUGCGUCUGGACCCCUACCAAAGACUCCACCAUCAACUCCUCCAAAACCACCGUCGGCUCUAAGAUCCUCCCUGACUGGGGCUACGGCCGUGUCUACACUGUCGUCGUCGUCAAUUGUUCCUUCCCGGAGGACAUCAACGUUGACGGAUCCGGCGGCCAGCUAACCAUCCACACCACCACAGGAGCUCAAGGCGACGAUAAAGUUGAGAGCUUUGUUGCUUUAGAAGAGUCACCGGGGAGCUUCAACGUCACUGAACUCACGGCGGCGCCGCCCAAGUACGACAUCCUCUACUGCGGCUCGUCUUUGUAUGGCAACUUGAGUCCUCAGAGAGUCCGAGAAUGGAUGGCGUACCACGCGCGGCUGUUCGGCCCACGCGCGCACUUCGUGUUCCACGACGCCGGCGGUGUUCACCCGGCCGUGCUCGACGUGCUGAGACCGUGGAUGGAGUUGGGUCUGAUCACGUUACAUGACAUUAGAGAGCAAGAGAAGUUUGAUGGGUAUUAUCAUAACCAGUUCCUUGUUGUUAAUGAUUGCUUGCAUAGAUAUCGGCAUGCGGCUAAGUGGAUGUUCUUCUUUGACAUCGAUGAGUUCCUUUAUGUUGAGCCUAAAGCUACGCUUAGAUCUUUGUUGGAUUCUUUGUCGGGUUACACGCAGUUUACUAUUGAGCAAAUGCCAAUGUCCAGCGAGCUCUGUCUUUCAUCUGAUUCAGGGAAAACGUCAAGGUUGUGGGGGUUUGAGAAGUUGGUGUACAGGGAUGUGAAGAGAGGUGUGCGAAGGGAUCGGAAGUAUGCGAUCCAGCCGGGAAACGUGUUCGCAACGGGCGUGCACAUGUCGCAGGACGUGAUAGGGCGCACGUUGCAUAAGUUGGACGGUCGAAUUAAGUAUUUUCACUACCACGGAACGAUUGCUCAACGCCGAGAGCCUUGCCGCAAUUUUGUGAACGUUACCGUUACCGACGACUUGGUUGUCGAGAGCACGCCUUACGUUUUCGAUGAUACGCUCCGCUCGAUCGUUGGUAGUGUGAAACGGUAUGAGUACAAGGCUAUUGGGUCACGCCUUGGCCGAACGAGACAAUAAAACAAACACCUUAUAGUUAUAGGCAUUGUUUUUUUAUUCAAUA
Molecule: messenger RNA, 1593 nt
Organism: Dioscorea cayenensis subsp. rotundata (Guinea yam)
Lineage: Eukaryota; Viridiplantae; Streptophyta; Magnoliopsida; Dioscoreales; Dioscoreaceae
Product: galactan beta-1,4-galactosyltransferase GALS3-like
Exons: 2
Coding region: 111-1550 (479 amino acids)
Source: RefSeq, a predicted model, not a curated record